AUUUUUUCUUUCCCUUCUUCCUGCCAACCGCCAAGAAACUCAUCCUUGAGGGAUCGCGGCGGGAGAGGAAGCGGGGGCAGCGGCGCCCCUCGUCCGCUGUCGGCCGCCUCCUAUGCAGGAAGCGCGAACAGAAUAUAGUACAACUGUUUCUACUCUUCCUGUGGUGAUCAGAAAUAAACAUUUUGUUUUUGGACUUGGUAACAUGGCAAAAGAUGCUGGUCUCAUUGAAGCUAAUGGAGAGUUAAAGGUUUUUAUAGAUCAAAAUCUUAGUCCAGGAAAAGGUGUUGUUUCAUUGGUAGCUGUCCAUCCCUCAACACUUGGCAAACAGCUUUUGCCGAAAACAUUUGGCCCGUCGAAUGUCAACAUUGCACAACAAGUGGUUAUUGGUACACCACAGAGACCAUCAGCCCCAAAUACUAUUUUAGUAGGAAGUCCACAUACUCCCAAUACACACUUUGUAUCACAGAAUCAGACUGCAGAUUCUUCACCUUGGUCUGCUGGGAAACGAAAUAAAAAGGGAGAGAAGAAUGGCAAGGGUUUACGACACUUCUCUAUGAAGGUUUGUGAGAAGGUUCAGAGGAAAGGAACUACCUCAUAUAAUGAGGUAGCAGAUGAGUUAGUUGCAGAAUUCAGUACUGCAGAUGCUCACAUCUCACCAAAUGAAUCACAGGCUUAUGAUCAGAAAAAUAUAAGGCGACGGGUCUAUGAUGCCUUAAAUGUUCUUAUGGCCAUGAACAUUAUUUCUAAGGAAAAGAAAGAAAUCAAAUGGAUUGGCCUACCUACUAAUUCAGCUCAGGAAUGCCAGAAUUUAGAGGUGGAGAGGCAGAGAAGACUUGAAAGAAUAAAGCAAAAACAGUCACAACUACAAGAAUUAAUUCUUCAGCAAAUUGCCUUCAAAAAUCUUGUUCAGCGAAAUCGUCAUGCACAGCAGCAAGCAAAUAGAUCACCAACUUCUAAUUCUGUCAUUCAUUUGCCAUUUAUCAUAGUGAACACCAGCAAGAAAACUGUAAUUGAUUGCAGUAUUUCUAAUGACAAGUUUGAAUAUCUAUUUAAUUUUGAUAAUGCAUUUGAAAUACAUGAUGAUAUUGAAGUAUUGAAGCGAAUGGGAAUGGCAUUUGGACUAGAAUCUGGAAGUUGCUCAGCAGAAGAUUUAAAAAAUGCAAGGAGCUUGGUUCCUAAAGCUCUUGAACCAUAUGUGACAGAAAUGGCUCAGGGAUCAAUCAGCAAUGUGUAUGUCUCAUCCUCAUCAGGUUCAGCUUCAAAUGGGACAAGAUUUUCCAACAGUGACUACUCAAAUGGAGGAGAUGGAAUGUUGGCUACUAGUUCCAAUGGAUCUCAAUACAGCGGCUCCAGAGUAGAGACACCAGUGUCUUAUGUUGGGGAUGAUGACGAUGACGACGACGACGAAUUUAAUGAAAAUGAUGAUGAUGACUGAUAUUUUUUGCCUGUAGACUUUUUUAUUUUUAAAAUUCAGCAAGCGGCAGGAAUAAAUUCUAGGAAGAGAUUGUCAAAAAUUGUCCCAUCAAGGAGAUACUGGUAAGAGUCUGAAUUUAGAAAAUUGCACCUCCAAUAAAGUAAAGAUUGUUUGUUUUUUAUGUAGAUUUUUUUACAUGUGAUGAGGAUGUGUGUGUUAAUACCAGUGUGUUAAUGCAGAACUUUUAUUUACUUUUGCUUAGGAUUUUUAACUUGAAGGAAAAUGCAUUUUGCCCCUAAAUGUUGUCACAAAGUUUGAAAUGUAGCCACAUUUAAUGGAAAAAUAAAAUCUGUCCACCUGUCAAAAUGCAUACAUGAAUGGCAUUUUAUUUAGAUUGCAUUUAGGUGACAUCGUACUGAUGCAUAGUAAUCAAAUGUUAUACUAUAUUUUGCUGAUCAUGCCAUGCCCAAAGAAUCAAACAAAAAAGGAUCUUUUAAAUGUUAGUUUGCAGAAAUUGUAUGAAUUAAUUUCCCUUUUUAAAGUUAUACUGAUCAUUGUAAGCCCAUCAAAUUCUAUAUAUUAUGUUUGCUGAAGUUAGAAAUAUGAGUUAUAAUUUGGGGGCAAAUGUUUACUGCCAGGCUGGUAUAGCUGUGUAAAUGUCUUGAAAGUUUAGAAUGAGUUUUGCUUAUGAUAAAAAUUUGUCUGAUUUCUUACAGGCAGAUUUUGAAAACAAUUUGUUACAUAGUUGUUUACAUACUUAGAAGUCUAUGGUAUAAAAGACAUGUACUGAAACAAAUGGUUUAUAUUUGUUUCAUAAACAUCUUCCAGUAAUCUAUUAUAAAGUUGAAAUUAAAUAUAGAGAAUGUUUUAUGUUUAACUCAAAACUUGUCAAUCACUUUUAAUACUUCAUUUUUUAUAAAAAAAAUCAGGACAGGUGGUAGUCUUUUUAAAUUUAUUCACACAGAAUUAACUGCACAAAUACUGUCAGCUGCCUGUUCUAAGACAGUAGUCUUUUUACUGAAACACAAAUAAACUUUCUGUAAUAUUUUAUGGCAUAUAAGCAGUUUGUUUUACUUGUUUAAUUGUGGCACUAUUAGUUUUUAUUAAUAAAACACGCGUGGGCAUUUUUAACAAAUACUUUGUUUCUCUAAUCAAGAUUAUUUUCACCUUCUGCUUUGUUGUGUUUGACUUAUCAUCUGGUUCUUCAGUAUGGAAGAGUCUCAGAGCUCUUUUAAAGGGUAAGUAGGGAGUUAUUUAUACCUAUAUCUAGAUGAUGAGAGGCAACAGCAUGCACUGAUGAUUGCUAAAUUCUUGGGAGACUGCAGUCACCCGACAAAUAUGUAAGUUUAUUAAAUCAGGAUUCUCCUAGAAAUCUCUCUCAUGUGACUAGUCAUAAAAAUGCACUUUUAUACAAAUAAAAUUGAUAGGUUGUUCCAAAAUGCCUCUUUCAGUUUCCCAGUUCUCCAUCUUAAUUUACCUCGCCUUUCCCCCCCCCCUCUGUUUACUGUUUCAAGAGUUCCUCUUUGUAUCUAUUUUAUUUCUUGAGAAUAAAUAUUCAGCUUGAGGCUGGUGCUUUGUGGCAUGCUAGUUUGCCAUUACAUUUUUAAAUUAAAAAAGCUUCAUUCUUUACUUAGAACUAAAAAAAUAAAAUUGGAUAAUACUGAAGCCUGCUAGCUACCAAGGAAGGUAUCUAUGGGCACAUUGAUACAGUCAAUGUUAGGGAUUAAGAAUUGAAUAAGAAAAAUAAUGUGGGACUUUAUAUAUUCUAUCAGUAUAAAAUACUUCAUUUUAUGUAUGAAAUGUUAGCUGCUCUAAGCAUUGUAUGUCGCAUCAGAUAAGCCUUCACUUUCUUAUUUUGGGAUUUGUUCAAGAAGUAAAUAUUUACCCAAUCCAACGAUUUGAAAUCCUUAUGUACAGCAGGAAUUGAGUCUCUAAUGAUACACAGAACUACAUCACAAACCUUUCUCCCCAUUGUUCCAUUUUCUGUGAUUCUUACUACUAUGAGCCUUAGAAGAUUCUCAGGUUCAUUAUUAAAGUAUGCAAAGAACUGAUUCCCCUAUAUGCAUGGACAUGCUUUCCAUUUGCAUAUGAAAUUUUACUGAUACUUGAGUGCCUCUCCAGUGUAGGAAACAUUUGACUAAACUAGUAAUUUAAAAGCAUGUUAAAUGCAAAUAUCAAUCUCUAAAUCCCUUUUUACAUUUUGCUGUUAUACAUUGAUAUAGUAGAUUGGUAUUGUCCCCAUGGUGUAAAAGCAAGAGGCAGAUGCAUCAACAAAAUUUUGAUGGAGAUCUUCAUUAUAGAAUGUCACAGGUGGUUGCAACGUUCUGGGCUUUUCCUUAUGGCACCAAUUCUGGUAUUACCCCAUUCCUUCUCCUCAUCCUUAAUUCAUUUCAAUAAUUUCUUUUUUAAUACCCCAUAAACAUUGCUUCCACUUACCUAUCUAUCACCAUCAUGCAGGUUGUAAAUUUGUUGCAGAUUCAUUAUGAAGAUGAUCUGUCUCAAUACAUGUACUUUAUAUAUACAGAUGUAUGUGUGUGUGUGUUUCAAUUAUUAAAAUGUCUUCAUAUUGAGAUAAUCUAGAUGCUUUAAAGUAACUUGUCCAACACAAUUGCAUCAAGUCCAUUUUAAAAUAUGCUAAGACAUUCAACUUAAAAUUAAGUUUCCACUGAGGCCUCUGUAAAAUCAGUAUUUUUUAAAUAACACUAAUAAUACAAUUAAACAACCGUAAAAAAAUACAUAGUUUUAGAUCGGAGUAUGCAACCUUUUCACAUUUAAGGUCUGUGUUUUUGUUUAUUUUGUUUGGGUUACUAAGUUGUUGCUGGCACUAUGGCACUGAACCAUUGUAGAUUUUCUUCCAAGGUAUCCUAAUACUGUCAAGUGAAUUAGUUAGCUUCGUUUUCCAAUCAGCAAGAUAAUCCUUCCGAGGUUCAGUUUACUGCCCAAAU
Messenger RNA from Ahaetulla prasina, 4359 nucleotides. It is a transcript of the gene TFDP1, whose product is annotated as transcription factor Dp-1. Gene Ontology annotation, biological process: regulation of cell cycle; regulation of transcription by RNA polymerase II. NCBI's taxonomy places the organism in Eukaryota, Metazoa, Chordata, Lepidosauria, Squamata, Colubridae. The transcript has 12 exons. Gene Ontology annotation, cellular component: nucleus; transcription regulator complex. The record is from RefSeq and is a predicted model, not a curated record. The coding region runs from base 113 to 1435 and encodes 440 amino acids. Gene Ontology annotation, molecular function: DNA-binding transcription factor activity, RNA polymerase II-specific; RNA polymerase II transcription regulatory region sequence-specific DNA binding.